Messenger RNA from Paramormyrops kingsleyae, 2087 nucleotides. NCBI's taxonomy places the organism in Eukaryota, Metazoa, Chordata, Actinopteri, Osteoglossiformes, Mormyridae. The record is from RefSeq and is a predicted model, not a curated record.
UUCUUCAGUGUGGCAUAAACACUGCUUUGACAGACUUCUGAAGCAAUCACCACCAGAGGAACAGAGUUCCAGUGCAACUGAAGAUGAACUUUUUUCAGAAGACGAAUACAUACCAGAUAGUCAGUCUAGCUCAAGCAGCGAAUUAGACACGACCUGUGUUAAUGCUAAUUCCAAAAAACAAAAAACUGCUGAAAAUGUAAAUAUUGCUCAACAAUCAAGUUCAACAACUAGUUUUGACACUGCAAACAAUAUAAGUGACCUUUUAAGUGCCAAGAAAAACUACUGUUACGUGUGUGGCAAACCUCAGUCCAAGAUUGCCAGACACUUUCAAAACCAUAAAGAUGAAGCUGAAAUUGCACAAGUGCUUUCAUUACCUAAGCGUUCAAAAGAACGUAAAAUACUGUUGGAGAAGCUAAGAAAUAAAGGUAACUACCAACACAAUUCAGAAGUCCUUAGAAGUGGAGCUGGGCAUCUUAAAGUCAAAAGAAGAACAAAAGUUGAACAUGACUUCCCAAAGUUUAUUCAUUGCCUUUAUUGCAAAGGAAUGUUUUUACGCAGAGAACUCUGGAGGCAUAUUCGUAGAUGCCCCUCAAAUCCUGGAACAGUGAGUGAAGAGCCAGGAAGAACCAAUGUAUUAGGCUUGGCCACACUUGCUGAAUCAACAUGUUCACAGCAAAUAUCGGCAGGAGUUUGGAAAAUUUUAAGUAACAUGAAGCAAGAUGCUGUAGCAUCUAUUGUACGAAAUGACUCUUGCAUUAUUCAGCUUGCACAGUCCUUUUAUAAUAAACAUGGACACGACACCACCAAAUACGAGUACAUCCGGCAAAAGCUUCGGGAAUUUGGCAGGUUUUUGUUAGUUUUGCGAAAUGAAUUUUCUAUCUACAGCAUUGAAGAGGCUAUUAAACCUGUUCAUUUUCAUAAAAUUAUUCAAGCAGUCAAAAAGGUGUCAGGUUAUGAUGAGGAGAAGUGCUUCUACAGUACCACAAGUCUUGCUUUAAAAUUAGGGCAUUCCUUACAGAAAGUGUGUGACAUCCUUCACUGUAGGGCCCUUAUGGCAGGAGACGGUGAGCUAAGCCAGGCAACUGAAAUUUUCAAAAAACUGUACACUUCUAAGUGGGCUGAGUUAGUUUCGCACGCUGCCCUGACCACUCUGAGUGAUGCAAAGUACAACAAACCAUCCACUCUGCCAUUUACCCAUGAUGUGCAGCUUCUCCACAGGCACCUUGAGAAGUCAGCAGAAAGUGCCAUGGAAGAAUUGAAGAAGGUGGCUAGCCCACAAACCUAUAGUGAAGUUGCAAAAGCUACAUUGGCACAAGUAAUUGUGUUCAACAGAAGGCGUGCUGGUGAGGUAUCCAAAAUGAAACUUCAAAGUUUCUAUGAGAGAGACCAAACCACCCUUCAUGAAGAUGUAGCUGAAGGUCUCUCACGUUUUGAACAAAAGCUCUGCAAGCAUUUCAGCAGAAUAGAGAUCAUGGGAAAAAGAGGAAGGAAGGUUGCAGUCCUUCUCACUCCGGCUAUGGUGGAUGCUUUACUCCUAAUAGUUAGCAAAAGAGAAGAAUGUGGUGUUGGCAUUGCUAAUAUGUUCUUGUUUGCCAGGCCAAAAUGUAUGAGUCACUAUAGGGGGCAGGACUGCUUGAGAACCUAUGCGGUUCAAUGUGGAGCCAAAAACCCUGAAUACCUCAGGUCAACAUAUCUUCGAAAACAUGUGGCCACAUUAUCUCAAAUUUUAAAUCUAAAAGACAACGAAAUUGAUCAGUUGGCAGAUUUCUUGGGACAUGACAUCCUUGUUCACCGUGACUUCUAUCGAUUGCCAGAAGCAACCACUCAACUGGCAAAAAUUUCAAAAUUGCUUCUUGCCAUGGAAAAAGGAUGCUUUACAGAUCUAAAAGGAAAAUCAUUGGAUGAAAUAGAAAUUGAAGAUGAACUGAUAGUCAGUGGAUCAGAGAAGACCGAUGAAGACAGUGAUUUGGAAGUGAAUGAGUCAGGAUAUACCCCUUCGUCUGCAAACAGAUCUGUGGAUUCUUUCCCAUUACAGAAAGAAAGUACAUCAUCUGUGGCUAUGGAAGAAGUGUCUGAAAGCUCUUAUG